Molecule: messenger RNA, 4693 nt
Organism: Anarrhichthys ocellatus (wolf-eel)
Lineage: Eukaryota; Metazoa; Chordata; Actinopteri; Perciformes; Anarhichadidae
Product: GON-4-like protein
Exons: 16
Biological process (GO): regulation of DNA-templated transcription
Cellular component (GO): nucleus
Molecular function (GO): transcription coregulator activity
Source: RefSeq, a predicted model, not a curated record
GAGGAGCUGCAGCAGUUUGCCAGCCGUCGGGAGGAGGUUUUCCUCCUGAGCAGUUUCAGAGUGGGUAACCUGCAGGGUGCACUGGAUCUCCUUCAGGAAGUGGAGCAGGGAGCGCAGCCUCCUCCUCCUCCUCCUGUCUCUGCUCCUCCUGCUACCUCCAGACGCUGGCUCCCCAGGAUGAUGCCUGCUACCAACAGCCUCGCCUUCCCUCUGCUGCCCACUGACGCCGCCUGGCUGCUUGCCACCCGUUCCGUCUUCCUGUACCCAGAACUACUUCCUGUCUGCAGCCUGGACCCCGCCAUCCACCCCCGACACCACCGGAGUGUUUACACUGCAGGAGAAGACGGGCUGAUCGUUCUGGGUCUGAAGCACUUCGAGGGGACGAUCCAGUCGGACCAGCUGAUCAGCUCCUACCUGCUCUGUAAGACUCGAUGGAACUUCAGGAAACACAUCAGAGAGAUGAGCGGCCCAAGAGCACCACACGGCAACGUCAUCAAGACUUUUCUGACGCAGACGUUUGCCCCCCCGCUGCCGCUCGCCUGCAGCAGAGUUGAGCCUGGAGACCGGUGCCCCCCGGUGGACAGAAACACCACCAACAUGCCCAACUGGCUCAAGAACAGUCAGCUGAUCAUCCAGAAGACCCGACACACCUCCACCUGUUACCCCCCCUCCCUCCCCGUUGGAUGCACCCUGAGGCUCCACCCCCACUGGCUCAAGAAGUCGGCCCAUCUGCCUCCACCCCCACACAGACGUCUCUUCACUUUGGCCCACAAUGCAUCUCUGCUGCCGCUCGCCAAAGCCCCGGCAGACAGACAGGCGGUGGACUCGCCGGUGGACGGGCAGACAGCGAGACAGUCGAAGACAGCAGCAGACAGACAGGUGGACGUGCAGCCAAUCGGCUUCCUCGCCCUUCCUCCUCCAGGUGUGACGUUACUCUCUGGCUCCCCUGCUGUUGCUCCGCCUCCUGACUCUGGGGCCGCCCUAUUGGCUGCUGUGCAUGCAGUCCCCGCCCACCCAGUGUGUGUAGACAUUAUCCAGUCCUGCCUUCCUAUUGGUCGGAGGACGCCCCUCCUCCUCCCCCUCCCCUCCCUGGCCCACCCGGACACCGCAAAUCCCACGAUGCUUUGCUCCACUGACGGCGUGAAGCCGGGGUACUUCCUACUUCAGAUGGUGAAGGCUCCGCCCACUGUGAACUCCCAGCACGCUCUGGGGCAAGAGAUCUACAGACCAAUCAAAGAGGAGCAAAAGGAAGCGGAGCAGACGUCCACAAGGCCACUGGAGGAGAGACAGGUGGGGGAGGAGAGUUCAGCUUCAACAUCAACACUGAGUCCUCCGUCGUCCUGUGCAGGAGACGAGGAGGAGGAGGAGGAGGAGGAGGAGAACUGGACUGCUCUGGGUGUGGCCAGUUUGAACGGAGGAGAAAACACUGGUGGAGAGGAGGACGAGGGGAGAGAUGAGGAGGAGGAGGAGGAGGAGGAGGAGGAGGAGGAGGAGGAGGAGGAGGGGCCUAAAGGGGAGGAGCUUGGAGAAGGGAGGAGCACUAAGGCGGGAGGAGACGAGGAGACGCCAUCAGGGGAGGGGACACCCAGAGGAGGAGGAAGCAGGUGUCCCGGACGAGGACGAGGUCGAAGCCGACCUCUUCGCGGUCUGAGGAGACGUCGUCAGGAGCGUCACAGCAAAGACGCUGCAAAGCUGCUGCUGCUGUACGACGAAAACAUCCUGAACAACGACCCGCACAGAGAGAGCAAAGACGUGGCGUUCGCCCAGAGUUACCUCAACCGGGUGCGUGAGGCGCUGCAAGACGUACCUGAGCAGGUGGAGGAGUUUGUGUCUCUGCUGAGCGAUUUUGAGCAGGUGGGAGACGGUCAGGAAGUGAUGUUGUUGUUCAGGAAGCUGCACUGCAUCCUGGGAGAGCGGACAGACCUCCUCCGGGACUUUGCCGCAUUCCUACAUCCUGAGCAGGCACUGCAGUGUGGACUGGUUGAAGAGCAGCAGGCGUUUGAACGCAGCCGUCGCUUCCUGCGACAGUUAGAGAUUAGUUUUGGAGAUAAUCCGUCACAUUAUCAGAAGAUCAUCAAAGCUCUGCAGACCGGUCCAGACCUGAGUCCAACCAGCAUCGACGAGCUAAAGGUUCAAAUGGCGACGCUGCUAAAAGGCCACACCCAUCUACAAGCUGAAUUCUGGGUAUUUUUUGACGAGCUCCGCCCACCUCCUGCUCGCCCGGGGCAGUUUGAAGAAGCCCAUUGGCCGGAUGAAGGAGGGGGCGGGUCAGACGGUGGAGAGGGCGUCGGCCUCGUGUCAGGGGGCCUGACCGGCAGCGGCUUCGAGGAAGUGACGCUCCCAGAGCUCGAAGAGGAAGAGGAGGGACUUAAGAUCCAACCAAUGACAAGCCAGCGCCGGAGGAGGAAGAUGGCCCCCCACAGGGACUACAAGGACUGUGAUUGGUCGGAUAAAGACUGGCCUUGCCUUUGCCGUGACGCUAAGAUCCGUGGACACAGGAGGAAAGAAUGCUCUCGCUGCCACGGCAACAAGGUCUCAGGGGGCGUAUCCAGAGCCAUGAAGAGUCUGGACCCUCUGUACUCUCAGAUAAGCUCCGCCCACGACGAACCAGAACGAAGUGGUGCAUCAUGGGAAGGCUCGUUCCCUCUCAUCGACGAGAAGGAGGAGGAGCUGGAUGACGAAGAGGAGGAUGACAAUGAAGAGGAGAAGACCAUCGAGAAGAAGAAGAGUCCGACGGUGAAGAGGAGCAGGAGAGAGGAGAUGAUGGGGGAUGGCAGCGCCUUCUCCAUUCUCCCGACUCCUCCCUCUGUUACCUCCUCUAACCCCUCCUCCUCUACCACCUCCUCCAUGAUCCCCUCCACCACCACCCCCUCCACCAACUCUAUGACCUCCUCCACCACCACCUCCUCUAUGACCUCCUCCACCGCCACCUCCUCUAUGACCUCCACCACCUCCAUGGUCCCCUCUAUGACCUCCUCUACCACCUCCUUCAUGGUCCCCUCUAUGAACUCCUCUACCACCUCCUCGGUCCCCUAUAUGACCUCCUCCACCAUCUCCUCCAUCAUCCCCUCUAUGAACUCCUCCUCUACCACCUCCUCCAUGAUCUCCACUCCUUCGAUCUCUUCCUCCAUCUUCCCUUCUACCUCAGCUACCUCCUCUAUCACAUCUCCUAUUUGCUCCUCCUCCAUUACCACUUCCUCAAUCUCCCCCUCUGUCUGCUCCUCCUCUGUUCCUCCUCGGCCAAGUCCUCCUCCUGACCUCCCGGUAUGUGCCAAGAACAUUUCCCUGACGGCAAGCGGAGAGAAAGUUAUCCUCUGGACCAGAGAAGCCGAUCGAGUGAUUCUGACGAUGUGUCAGCAGGAAGGAGCCAAUCAGAACACGUUCCAGGCCGUCUCUACUCUGCUCGGCAACAAGACUCCGAGCGAGGUUUCUCGACGGUUUCGAGAUUUAAUGCGUUUGUUUCGGACGGCGGCUCGACAGACCAGCUCCGAGGACGAGGCUCCGCCCACUCAGCCGACAGCAGCCAAUGAGGAAGAAGACUGAUACUAACCAAUCAGAAGAGCUAGCAGGUUUUUUUGUUUGAUAUUCCCAGGACUUUUAUUGUGAAAGGACUCACACAGAUGCUUUUACUGUACAUAAUAAAAUGUAAAUAUGAAAAUAUCAGAUUAUUUAAUGUUUUUGUAAAAAAGGUGAGUUUUCUUUUCUUCAAUAAAACUUUUUCUCAUCAAAGUCUGUUUCACAGUUUGUAGUUUAUCUGAUGACACAAUAAAGACAAACACAGAAUAACUAACUCUUAAUAGUGCCACAAAACCUAAAACACAAUAGAAUAUACAAUAAAAUGUGUAAAACUAAAGAUGUAAAAAUCAUCAAACUGACGCACAUAGAGAUAAAGUCUAUCAGGACAUGAAACCCUUCAGCGAAACUAAACUCUUUAAACCACCGGGGGGGGGGGGUCAUUGCUGUGCUCUCUCUCCAGUUUCAGGGUCGAUGUCGUCGUCCAGAUCUAAGAAGAAACAAAGAUCUCUGUUUAUUGGUACGUAGUCACCUGAUAGAAAUGAAGAGUCAACAAUCUGUCUCACCCAUAAAGUCGUCAGCUCUGUCCUCUGGGUUCUGCUGGUUCUGCUGGUUCUCCUCCAUGACAACACCUUUAGGCCAAAGCAGUAGAAUGAGCCCUCUGGUUCAAGCUGUAACAGUGUUUCUGGUUAUACUGGACACUCACCUGCAGCUGCCUCUGAUUGGUGGUGAGAACGGACACUGUGGCACCUGGAGGGAGGUGGGAGGGGUUUCGUGUAGACACUGCUCAUUGGCUGGUCGCCGGUAGGCGGGCCUUCUUUGUUGUUCCAGUACAAACCAAUGGGAGAGGGUUUUGCUGACGACACAUCUGUAAAAGAAGAAAACAGGAAGUGAUGAAAGGUUAGGGUUUCAAUUGUGACCUUACUGCACAUACUUUACUGCUCCACAAUGCAUUGCGUCUGGGUGCCUUUCUCUGCAGUUUGGCUUUGAGGUGCUGCACCUAUUGAUGAUGUCACACGUUGUGAUUGGUCGUAUGUGGUAGAGAACCCGCCCCUACUCUGCCUUCUGAUUGGAUAUACCCCUUUUUUGGUGUUGCUAACAUUAGCCUAGCUAUGAUGCUUACCGGCACUACGAACUAGACGGCCUUUGUUCCCGUAGUCUGAGGGUUGGGCGUUUUGUC